AUGAAUUAAGGAAAAUGUGAGAAGUGUUCUGAUUUUUGUGAUAAAUGCUCAAGUUCUACAAAUUGUUAAAAUUGCUAGCAAGGCUAUUUUUUAUCUCAAGAUGGAACUUGUAAUUUGUGUGAUACUGAAAAAGGACACUUUAUAAAAGAGGAUAAAUGCUUGAAAUGUAAGGCUGGAUGCAAUUUAUGUGUUGACGAAAACACAUGCGCUGAUGACAUAAAAUGUGAUGAAAGAUAAAGAUAAAUAUUUGAUAAAACUUUAAAAAAAUGUGUUUAGUGCUUAUGGGAUAAAUAGAAGAAUAAAUGCAUUGAGAAAUGUACAGAAAAUCAGCUAUAUUUAAAAGAUUAAAUGACAUGUAGUUAGUGCUUUUACUAUAAAAAUGAAUGUCUUUUGAAAUGUCCAUCUAAACAUUUCGCUAAUUAAUAAAACUAAUGUGUUCCUUGUCAUUCAACUUGUGCUGAAUGUAAAGGGCCUAAUUCUAAUCAAUGCUCUUAAUGCUAAAGCCCUAAUUUGUUAUAAGAUGAUAAAACUUGUUCUAGGUGUGAAUCAAGAAGCUAUUUUGAUACAUAAAAAAAUACAUGUGUGAAAUGUCAUUACAAAUGUUAAAGUUGUAAUGGCCCAAAUAUAUAGGAUUGCUUGACUUGCUCAGAAUCGCUUAUCUACUCAGAAAAAACAAACUAAUGCGAAAACUUAGAAGAAACCCAAAAAUUAUUAGAAGAAAAAUAAAAGUUUUAACAUUCUGAAUGUGAAGAUUCUGGGCUUGAUUGUGAUAGUAUUUUUGAGUCUAUUUAAAAGGAAAAAUCAGGAGCUAUCUACAAAAAAAUAAAUGAUGUAUACAGAUUUUCGUUUUUUAAUGAACAAGGAGAUAUUACUGCUACAUAUUUACUUCCUUCUACAUUUUAAACCCUUAAUAAAUUUAGUUAAUAUUUUAUUGAGAACAACGUUUUAUACAUUUUCACAUAAGGAUAGAGUGUUUAUCAAACUUUAGACUUCACAAUACUAGAAAGUGGAAAUUAAAAUUACUAUCAAUAAAUUUCAUAUCCUAAAAAUAUGAAAUACUCCUGUUAAAUAUCAAAUAUGUAAGUAUACAAAUAAGAUUAAUUUUAUUAUACAUGCGAAAGUGGAUUCGGCUUUGUAGUUUAUAAUUCAUCCUUCUAAAACUUGUUUAAAGCAGGUUAGUAUUACAGUAUUUCGAGUUUACUUACUGAGAAAAAUUUUUUUGCAUUUGAUAAUAAUUUAUGCUAUAAUAACUAAUAAUCUAAAAUAGAUUUCGGUACAAAGUAAAUGGUCAACGUUGAUCUCUAAAAUAGCAUAUUCAUCGUCAAUUAUAAGUUAGUUAAUUUCUAAUCUUCUGGUGGUAAAACUUCUAUAAAAUAUUCUGUUGAUUUGGGAUACAAUUCAGAAGAAGCAUUUAUGUCAAAUGUUAUUACUUUUGGAAAUAUCAAAGUAAUAUUUAGCUAUGAUUACAAUUAAUCAAAGGUGAGAUAUUUUAAUGCAUAAAAUUUUUCUGAGUUUAAGGUAGUGAAAGGGGAUUAGAUUAAAAUCUAAGAUUAUCUAAGUAUAAUUCAAUACUAAAAUAUAGUCUUUAUAGGAUAAAAUUAGUACAUUAUAACUUUAAUAAAUUAGACUUAAAUAAAUGUUAAAAAAGUUAAUUUUUAAUAUCCUAAAUCUUAUCAACUAAACUAUGCUAAUUUCGAGAGAUUCAACUUUAAAAAAUAUCAAACAUUCGAGGUCAAAUAAGGAAGCAACUAGUAUAUUACAAAACUUAAUUAUAUGUAUUAGUUUUGUUUAGAGGGUUGCUAGACUUGUCUUAACUCUAGCUAAUGCAGUGUUUGUAUGGAACCUUACUAUUUAGACUAUUCUUUAAAAUGCGUUUUAACUUGCCCAGAUACAUAUGCCCCUGAUAAAACUUCUGGAAAGUGUAUCUGUAUUGGAGGUUAAAUUGAAACUGCUUAGAAUAAAUGUCAAUGCUAAGAUGGAUACUCGUUUUUAAACAGUAUCUGCGUAAAGUGUCCUGAUAACUGUUAAGUUUGCUCAUCCUCUACAGUUUGUACAGUAUGCGCAAAUCCUUAUCUUUUAGUUUUUAACAAAUAGUGUGCUGAUUCUUGUCCCGAUACAUAUGAAAAAGAUUAAAAUAAUUCCACUUGUGUUUGCGGUUCUAAUAAAACUGAAACAAACAAUACUUGCAUAUGUAAUCAGGGCUACAUCUUAGAAGGAAAUGUUUGCAAUCCAUGUCCUUAAAAUUGUUAAAUUUGUUCUUCAACUACUUAAUGCACUACUUGUGUUAAAGAUUACUAUCUAGAUUACAAAUUCCAAUGUGGUAGUGAAUGUCCACCUACUUAUCAAAAGAAUAGUAAUAUGAUUUGCUCUUGCUUAGGAGGUUCAAAAGAAAACUCACAAAACUAAUGCAUUUGUGAUAGUGGUUAAGUAUUAGAAAAUGGUACAUGUGUGAGCUGUUCUUCAAAUUGUCUUAUGUGCUCUAGCUCCACUACUUGCACAUAAUGCUCAAAUAAUACUUACUUGAGUUUUGAUAAUACUUGUAUAAAUAAUUGUUAAGAUACUUUUCUUGCUGAUGAUACUAAUAGGAAGUGCUAUUGCCCAGAGAAUGAAUCUGUUAAUAAUGAUGGUAAAUGUGAUUGUAGUUUAGGAUUUUACAGAGUUAAUGAUAAAUGCUCUCCAUGCCCUUAAAAUUGUGGUUCUUGUGAUUCUAACGGAUGUUAAAAAUGUAAGCAAGGAUUUUAUUUUGAUUAUAAUAAAGAUUGUGUUUCAAAUUGUCCUGAAACAUAUCACGUUGAUUAAGAUCAAUAAAAUUGUGUUUGUGGCACAGACUAACAAGAAAUAGACCAUAAAUGCAGUUGUCCAGAUAAGUAAGUCUUUGAAAAUGGAAAAUGUGUGAACUGCAAUUCAAACUGUUAAUAAUGCUCAUCUUCAACAACAUGUUAAAAAUGUGAUCCAAGUUAUGUGUUAGCUUAUAAUUAGAUUUGUUUAACCGAAUGUCCUCAAACUUACGAAAAAAAUAGUGAUUCCACUUGUAUUUGUGGCUAGAAUAAAUAAGAAAUAAAUUAAAAGUGCAGUUGUAUAAAAGGUUUUUUUGAAAGAGAUAAUAACUGCUUAGCUUGUAUUAGUUCUUGUGAUGUUUGUUCAAAUGAAAAUGAUUGUUAAAAAUGCUCAAUUAAUUCAUAUUUGAAUUAUAUGAACAAGUGUGAAAGUGAUUGUCCUGCAACAUUUAUUAAAGAUGAUUUAAAUUUAAUAUGUGUUUGUCCAACUAAUUUUCGUUUACAAGAUGAUAAAUGUGUUUGUGAUACAGGUUAUUCUUAUGUUAGUGGAAAUUGCAUUAAAUGCCCUUAGAAUUGUGAUUCUUGUUCCUCUGAGAAUACUUGUAUUAAAUGCACACCUAAUUACUUUUUAGACUUUAAUAAUACCUGUAAUACAGAUUGUCCAACAACUUAUAUUAAAAAUUCAAAUACAUUUUAAUGUUAAUGUGGUUAAGGCUAAACAGAAAACACUGAUAAACACAUAUGUGAAUGCAACAAAGGAUUCUUUCCCAACGAAUAAGGAUAAUGCUAGUAGUGUAUUUAAAACUGUUAAGUAUGUUAAAAUGGAACUGAAUGCUUAAAAUGUGAGGAUAAAUUUUUUUUGGAUACAAAAAAUAAUUGUGUUUCAAAGUGUCCUCAAACAUUUUAAGAAGAUUUGUAGAAUAUGAUUUGCGUUUGUCCAAAUAAUUCAACUUUGAACAGUGAUAUUUGCACAUGUGAAUAAGAUUUUGAGAUGCAAUUAGACAAUACUUGCAAGCUAAAAUGUUCGUCUUUUUGUGAAAGCUGUUCUGUUGCUGGAGAAUGUGAUGUGUGUUAAGGAGGAUACUAUAUGAAUUUUGAUUUUACUUGCAUUAAUAAAUGCCCUGAAACAUAUAUUGAAAAUUAAUAAACAAGAACUUGCGAUUGUGAUCAGUUAGCAGAAUUGAUAAAUGUCUCCGAAUACGAAAAGAAAUGUGUCUGCCCAGCAAAUCAGCUUUAUCAGGAAGGAAACAAGUGUUUAAGUUGUAUUUCUAACUGCUAAAAAUGCUCAAACGGAAAUACUUGUGAUAAAUGUAUAGAAGGUUUUUACUUGCAUAAUGAUGGAAAGUGUGGAAAUUGUGACACUAAAAAUGGAUAUUUUAUAAAAGAUGAAUAAAAAUGUGGAAAAUGCAAAUAUUAAUGUCCUGAGUGCUCUGAUGAAGUAACUUGUAAUGUAGACCUUAUUUGUAACUUCGAUGAGAAGUACGAUCCAAUUAAAAAAGAGUGUAUUAAAUGUAUUUAUGACUUAGAUAACAAAAAAUGUGUGGAUAAAUGUACAGAUCAGCAGUUUUAUUAACCUGAUUAAAUGAGAUGCAGUUAGUGCUUUUACCUUAAUGAUUAAUGUGUCAUAAGCUGCCCAGUUAGAUAUUUUGUUGGUGAUAAGAACAUUUGUAUAAAAUGUCAUGAUUCUUGCUUGAAAUGCAAAGGAAAGCAAGAAAAUGAGUGUACUGAAUGUGAGAAUCCUCUUUAAUUGUAAAAGAAUAAUUAAUGUUUAAGAUGCCCUGAAAAAGAAUUCUUAAAUCUAUAAAAUAAUAAAUGUGAAAAGUGUGAUUAGAGUUGUAAAUUUUGUACAGGUAAAACAAUAAAUGAUUGUUCAUUAUGCGAGGAUAAUCUGAAACCAUCCCUUUUGUAUAAAGGGAGAUGCAUAGAUGAUAUUUAAAUUGAAGAUGAAAUAGACUACAAAAAAAAAACAAUUUAUUCUGAAUGUUAAGGAAAUGAAGAUGAAUGUAAAUAGUAAUAUGAGACAUCAAAAAUGUUAUCAACUAUUGCUUUUUUUUUAAAUUUAGGAAGCUUGUUACUCUUGGGAGCUUGCUUGAUAUUUUGUCCUGUUAUCAACUCUAUUUGUUGGUAUUAUAUUUAGAUUUAAUAGAUUCUAGGGAAUCAUGUGUAUUUUGAAAAGGCAAAUAUUUACUACAUGAAUGUAGGAUUCUUAAGAAACCAUCAAAUUUAUAACGUUUUUAACCUAAUUAGCUUUAACUCUUUGCAAAAAGAUUAGGAUUUGCUGCUAGAAAUAAAUAAAUUUAGCUUUUUAUUUAAACUAUAGAAUUUAUAUAAUCAUUUUCUUUAGAAUUUCUUCUACUAGCUGGUUAGCUUCUCUUUACUUCUCUGCCUAAUAUUGAUAUUUUUUUUGUUAAGAAAUAAAUAUACUUUAGCUUACAAAGUUAAUAACUACAUAAAUUUGAAUAUGCUCAUUAGAUAUUUUAUGAUUGCUGUUAACUGUUUUGUUGUUUACACGCUUUUUGUUAUUAAGAACGGUGUUGCUUUGGAAUAGGGAAAUAUAGCUAUAAUAUCUAUUGUAUUUCUUAUUUACAUAUUAUUAUAAAUAUUCUCUAUUUUUAUCCUUAAAUCCAGAAGUAUUUUCCCAAUAGCUAGCACUGUAAGAGUAUUGUAAUAUGGGAUAGAUUAGAAUAAAACUAAUUAAUUUUUAUUUUGGUAAAUCUUUGAGGUUAGAAAAAUUGUUUGCAUUUUAAUCUAAAUACUUUACAUAAACGGAAAAGGAAACGGUUUCAUAAUUCUUUCUAUUUUUGCAGUGUUUACUAUCUACCUUGUUGUUAGCACCCCUUUUAAAUACAGAAUUUGUCAAGUUUCAGCUAUUUUUACUGAAUUUACAGUUAUGCUUCUAUUAAUUUUAUUUGAGUUGAUGACCAACCGAUAAUAGUACAGCAUAGACACUUCGACAGCAUAAUCCAUUGCUAUUAGUUAUAUAGCGCUAUCGUUGAUACUUAGCUUUUACUAUAUAGGACUUGCUAUUCAUUAUAUUAUCAAAUAUUUGAAAGAAUUAAGAUAAAAAUCAAAAUAAAAUUUAGGAACUAAUUUACAAGAUUAAAGUUAAUCAUAAGCUCAAAUUAGUAGCAUAGAAAUGAAUAACAUAUAAAAAUCACUUAUUAAAGUAAGUUGGAAAUAAAUGGAACAUUAAACAUAGUAAAAAAAUUUAUGA
Tetrahymena thermophila SB210 is the source of this 5991-nucleotide messenger RNA. RefSeq names its product transmembrane protein, putative. Lineage: Eukaryota; Ciliophora; Oligohymenophorea; Hymenostomatida; Tetrahymenidae. The transcript is spliced from 23 exons. The record is from RefSeq and is a predicted model, not a curated record.